AUGACAGAAGAAAUAAAGGACAUUAAAGAAAAUAAAGAAAUGAAAGAAUUAAAAGAAGUAAUUCGUAGACAACAUGAAGUUCUUUUAAAAUUAAAGAAAGAAAGAGAGAUAAUGGAAAAUGAAAUAAAGGCAUUAAAAGAAGAAAAAAAAGAAUGGUUAAUUGAAAAAGAAGAACUUAAAGGAGAUAUUCAAUGGAGAGAAGAAGCAAUAACAAUAAGAGAAGAAUUGUCGUUAGUUGCAGAAGAAUUAGAAAAUUGUCAAAAACAAAAUUUAAAUUUAAGAAGAGAAAAUGAUAGUCUUAAAAGUGCAGGAGAAGAGGCGUUUCAAAUUAAAAAAGAAAAAGAAGAAUUAAAAAAGAAAGUAAGUGAUUAUGAAACUAAAAUAUUAACAUUGGUUAAAGUAGUUGAGCAAUGUAAAAUUAAAGUUAAUAAUCAAACAGAACAAAUGAUGAAAUUACAUAUUCAACUUGAUGAAGAAAAAUUAAAAACUGAGAAUUGGAAUAAAAAGUGUUGUGAUAUCUGUAAAAAAGUACAAAUAGAAAUAACGCCAGAAGCUAUUAUUGAUAAACUAGAAGAAACAAUGAAUAAAAUUAAACAAAUGAAAAUACAAGUUGAAGACUAUAAAUUUAGAUAUAAUAGAGCAAUUGAAAGAAUGUCUGAUUUAGAAAAAAAUGAUAGUUCAUCAAUAAAAGAUAUUGUUUCAGAACAAAUACAUGAAAAUAACUUUAUUGAGUAA
Molecule: messenger RNA, 735 nt
Organism: Entamoeba dispar SAW760
Lineage: Eukaryota; Evosea; Mastigamoebida; Endamoebidae
Exons: 1
Coding region: 1-735 (244 amino acids)
Source: RefSeq, a predicted model, not a curated record